This is a messenger RNA of Calliphora vicina (urban bluebottle blowfly), 626 nucleotides long. RefSeq names its product lectin subunit alpha-like. NCBI's taxonomy places the organism in Eukaryota, Metazoa, Arthropoda, Insecta, Diptera, Calliphoridae. Gene Ontology annotation, molecular function: signaling receptor activity. The transcript has 3 exons. The coding region runs from base 13 to 555 and encodes 180 amino acids. The record is from RefSeq and is a predicted model, not a curated record.
CACAUAUUCAAUAUGCUAAUUUUAAGACUUUCUAAAAUCAUUUUAUUACUCUUGACACUGGAACAAGUGUGCUCGAUUACACGGGAAAAAUUGUAUACAUCUGAUGGUAAACAGUAUUAUUACAUUGAAAAUGAAUACAAGUAUGAUUGGUUUGAAUCUUUAACCAAAUGUGCACGCAUAAACAUGACUUUAUUAACAAUUGAUUCCAAAAUCAAAUCGGAAGAUAUCAAUCAAGUUGUUAAGAAGGCCUUUGGAAAAAAUGUUAUUCUUUGGGUUGGUGGCUAUGCUAUUGGUACAAAUCGCCAGUUCACUUGGAUUGCAACGGGCGAAGAAUUUACUUAUACUUAUUGGUAUGCUUCGAAUCCAGAUUUUUAUAAUAGUGAGGAGUAUUGUGUGCAAAUUGGUUGGCAUGCCAAUAUGGGUUGGAACGAUAAUAAAUGUACGAAAAAAUUUGGUUUCAUUUGUGAGUUCAAACCACAAGAAUGUAGCGACUAUGUGGACGAUAAGAAAUAUAAAAACCAGAAUAUUAUAAUAAAUAAUUAUCAAAAAGUUUAAGUUGUUGUUUUUUGCGAAAUGCUGCAAAAGCAAAAAUAAAUAAAAUUAAACAAAAUAAACAAUAUUUAAAA